AAGAAAGACUCGGAAAAAAAAAUUUCUGAUUUUCCAUCCGCACAUUUUUUGAAUCGUCACAAUUAUUGCUCAAAGUAAACAAAAACAAAAAAUACCCACAAAACGAAAUAUAAUUAAUAUCCCUCCUACCCAUAUCUCCUUCUAUCCAUCUCUCCCUCUCUCAUUCUUCGGCACAAAGCAUAAGACUUGAAGGAAGCAAAAUGAGUUUGUGGUAUAUCAUUGUUGCCUUCGUCUUCUUUUCUUCUAUAAUCAUUGUAAGGAACACGAGAACGACAAAGACGAAUCUACCUCCUGGACCACCAAGACUUCCUAUAAUUGGUAACUUACACCAAUUGGGAUCCAAACCUCAUCGCUCGAUGUUCAAAUUAUCCGAAAAGUAUGGAUCGUUAAUGUCUUUGAAGUUUGGGAAUGUGUCUACUGUUGUGGCAUCUACACCAGAGACAGUGAAGGAAGUCUUAAAAACAUUUGACGUAGAAUGUUGUUCGCGACCAUAUAUGACUUAUCCUGCAAGAUUUACAUACAAUUUAAAAGAUCUCGGCUUUUCUCCCUAUAGCACAUAUUGGAGGGAGGUACGAAAGAUGACUGUUGUUGAACUCUACACCGCAAAAAGAGUGAAAUCAUUUCAACACACAAGAAAAGAAGAAGUUGCUUCCCUCGUUGAUUUCAUCAAACAAGCUGCGUCAUUGGAGAAAUCGGUUAACUUGAACAAUAAGUUAAUGAAACUAGCAGGAAGUGUGAUUUGUAGAGUUGCAUUUGGUAUCAAUCUUAAAGGAAGUAAACUUGAGAAUACUUAUGAGGAAGUAAUUCAAGGAACAAUGGAGGUUGUGGGGAGUUUCGCAGCAGCAGAUUACUUCCCGGUCAUUGGUACAAUCAUCGAUAGGAUCACAGGGUUACAUAGCAAAUGUGAGAAGAUUUUUAAGGCAAUGGAUGCAUUUUUUGAUCAAUCUAUAAAGCAUCACCUAGAAGAUGAGAGUAUUAAAGAUGAUAUCACUGCCUUGCUCCUCAAGAUGGAAAGGGGGGAGACUGGGCUUGGGGAGUUUCAACUUACUCGAGACCACACCAAAGGAAUUCUUUUCAAUAUUCUCAAUGCUGGAAUAGACACUUCUGCACAAGUUAUGACAUGGGUGAUGACCUAUUUGAUUGCAAACCCAAGAGUUUUGAAGAAAGUGCAAGCCGAGGUGAGAGAAGUGAUAAAAAACAAAGACGAAAUCAUAGAAGAAGUUAUAGAACGACUCGAAUAUCUAAAAAUGGUAAUUAGAGAAACGUUUAGGGUAUUACCGCUCGUGCCACUUCUAAUUCCAAGAGAGGCUUCAAAAAAUUUAAAGAUCGGAGGUUAUGACAUUCCCAAGAAAACAUGGAUCCAUGUCAACAUAUGGGCUAUUCAUAGGAAUCCAAACGUUUGGAAAGAUCCAGAAACUUUCAUCCCGGAGAGAUUUAUGGAUCGCCAGAUUGACUAUAAAGGUUUGAACUUUGAGCUGUUGCCGUUUGGUAGUGGAAGGAGAAUGUGCCCUGGUAUAGGAAUGGGUAUGGCUUUGGCACAUUUGAUCAAUCUUCUUUACCGAUUUGAUUGGAGGCUUCCGGAAGGCAUGGAGGUAGAAGAUAUUGACCUUGAAGAAUCAUAUGGACUUGUAUGUCCUAAGAAAGUCCCACUAGAGCUUAUCCCGGUCCUUACUCAAUGGACUUGAUUUUAUAUUUUCAUAGUUUAAAAUGUAACCCUUUGGAAGUAUCUUAAAGGUAUUAUCAUUUUCAUUUAUAAGGAACUUGUUUGAUGCAUCAACUUUUAGCUCAUUUUCUUUGGUAGCUUAACCUCAACU
This is a messenger RNA of Arabidopsis lyrata subsp. lyrata, 1814 nucleotides long. RefSeq names its product cytochrome P450 71B11. The record is from RefSeq and is a predicted model, not a curated record. Gene Ontology annotation, molecular function: heme binding; monooxygenase activity; oxidoreductase activity, acting on paired donors, with incorporation or reduction of molecular oxygen. NCBI's taxonomy places the organism in Eukaryota, Viridiplantae, Streptophyta, Magnoliopsida, Brassicales, Brassicaceae.